This is a messenger RNA of Maudiozyma saulgeensis, 1851 nucleotides long. NCBI's taxonomy places the organism in Eukaryota, Fungi, Ascomycota, Saccharomycetes, Saccharomycetales, Saccharomycetaceae. The record is from the annotation of a GenBank genome assembly.
AUGUCUGGUAUUGAACAGAAUAUAAUAAAAGAAGAUGAUCGGAAUGACGUAAAAUUUAGUCAAUCCGUUCAUACUAAACCAUUACAUAACGAAAACUUACACCACGAACAAAAUUUAACUGAAGGUGGUAACACUGCUUUCCACAAUUAUAUUAAUGACUUUGCUCACAUCGAUGAUCCCUUAGAAAGAAGAAGAUUAGCCCUAGAAAAAAUUGAUGAAACUAGUUUUGGUUGGUUACAAAUUAGAACUAUUUUAAUUGCUGGUGUUGGUUUCAUGACCGAUUCUUAUGAUAUAUUUGCAAUUAAUUUAGGUAUUUCUAUGAUGUCAUAUGUAUUCUGGGAAGGUAAUAUGCCAGCUUCAACAUCUACUUUGCUGAAAAUAUCAACAUCUGUUGGUACCGUUAUUGGUCAAUUUUCCUUUGGUUUAGCUGCUGAUAUUUUAGGUCGUAAGAAAAUUUAUGGUACCGAAUUAAUUAUUGUUAUAGUUACAUGUAUCUUACAGUGUACCAUAGGCCCAGCUCCAGGUGUUAAUUUUGUUGCAGUUUUAACUUUUUAUAGAAUUAUCAUGGGUAUUGGUAUCGGUGGUGAUUAUCCAUUAUCUUCAAUUAUCACAUCUGAAUUCUCUACCACUAAAUGGAGAGGUGCUAUUAUGGGCGCGGUUUUCGCUAAUCAAGCUUGGGGCCAAAUCAUGGGUGGUAUUAUUGCAUUAAUUGUUGUCGCUGCUUACAAAGGUGAGAUCGAACAUGCUAAUUCAGGUGCUGAAUGUGAUUAUAAAUGUAGAAAAGCUUGUGAUCAAAUGUGGAGAAUUUUAAUUGGGUUUGGUGCCGUUCCAGGUGUAUUAGCUUUGUACUACAGAUUAACUAUUCCGGAAUCUCCAAGAUAUCAAUUAGAUGUCAAUACAGAACUACAUCAACCAAUUACUUCUUAUUCUUCUAAGGUUCAAGCAAUCGAUAUCCAUUAUGAUGGUAAGGAUACAUCUUCAUCCUCAGAUCAUGAUCUAGAGAGGGGAAUCAAUGUUAAUGCUGUCCAACAAAAGGCUUCAUUUAAAGAUUUCUGUCAUCAUUUUGGUCAAUGGAAGUAUGGUAAGAUUCUUUUCGGUACCGCCGGUUCAUGGUUUAUGGUCGAUAUUGCCUUCUAUGGGUUAUCUCUAAAUUCUGCUGUUAUUUUACAAGCUAUUGGGUAUGCUGGUUCCGGUAACAUUUAUUUGAAACUAUGGGAUUCUUGUGUGGGUAACUUAAUCUUGGUAUGCGCUGGUUCGUUACCAGGUUAUUGGGUUUCUGUUUUAUGCAUUGAUACUCUAGGUAGAAAACCAAUUCAAUUACUUGGUUUUAUAAUGUUAACCAUUUGGUUCUGUGUCAUUGGGUUUGCUUAUCAUAAGAUUCCAUCUAAUGGUUUAUUAGGUCUUUACAUUAUUUGUGAAUUUUUCUCAAAUUUUGGUCCAAAUGUUACAACCUUUAUUGUUCCUGGUGAAUGCUUUCCAACAAGGUAUAGAUCCACGGCUCACGGUAUCUCAGCUGCAUGUGGUAAAAUUGGUGCUAUUAUUGCUCAAACCGCUUUAGGUACUUUGAUUGAUCACAACUGUGCUAGAGAUGGUAAGAAGAAGAACUGUUGGUUACCACAUGUUAUGGAAAUUUUCGCAUUAUUUAUGCUAUGUGGUAUAGUUACAAGUUUGUUUAUUCCAGAAACGACUGGUAUGACUUUAGAAGAGAUUUCUGAAAAAUAUCACGAUGAAGUGGAUCCAACAAAACUGCAACAUGAUAAUGGUGUACUAGAUACAGAUUCCAACGGUACAAUAUCUGACAGUCCACUACCUAAAAAGAAGAAAACAUUCUUUUCUAUAUUUGAUCUAUAA